This is a messenger RNA of Grosmannia clavigera kw1407, 5787 nucleotides long. Its product is annotated as tbp associated factor. The record is from RefSeq and is a predicted model, not a curated record. The transcript is spliced from 3 exons. NCBI's taxonomy places the organism in Eukaryota, Fungi, Ascomycota, Sordariomycetes, Ophiostomatales, Ophiostomataceae. Gene Ontology annotation, molecular function: ATP hydrolysis activity; TBP-class protein binding; ATP-dependent chromatin remodeler activity. The coding region runs from base 1 to 5787 and encodes 1928 amino acids.
AUGGCGUCCAGACUUGACCGGCUUGUCACAAUCCUGGAGACGGGCAGUACUCGCCUGAUCCGGGAUACGGCCGUCAAUCAAUUGGCUGACUGGCAAAAGCAACAUCCAGAAGAGCUAUUCAACAUCAUUGGCCGAGUGGUUCCCUACUUGCGUCACAAGGACUGGGAGACGCGAAGCACAGCCGCCAAAGCAUUGGGAAAGAUCAUUGAACAUGCCGAGCCUUACGAUCCAAAUGCUGACGAGCAGAAGACAGAGCCUGUAGAGCUCAAGGAAGAGGACGAGAAAGCCAAGAAGGAAGAGCCGGAGGACGAGCCUGAUGGUGUAUCUGUGAAGAAAGAGGAGCAGAAAGAUACGCUUUUUUUACAGGAGGAGUUCUAUGCUCUGGACGCUCUCGACAUCAACUCUGUCCUAAAGUAUGGUCGAGAGCUACUCCGCGGAGGCAACCCUGACCUAGUUCUUGCUGCGUUGGGACCUCAAGAUCGCUUAACUCACCAGAAAAAGACACUGAAUGGCCGUCUGGGGCUUUUGGGGCGGUUGUUUGAGGAUGACGAGAUCCCUAUUCCAAUCGAUGCCAUAAAAAAUGGCAGCAGUGGCAACGGCGACGAGAACGCCCUCUCAACACCACAGGAGUCAUCCGGCGCCAAUGGACACGGUCACCACGAGAACGGGGAUGCAAACGGGUCGUCGAAUACGACGGGCCAGCACUCGGACGAAUACGGAGGACUAAGCUCCCGGCAACUGAACGUUUUGAAGCGCAAACGGAAGCGCGAGCUCCAACGGGCAGCCCAGGGAAAGAGCGGAUUCGGCGACCUGUCACUUCGUCGUACCGCUACAGGAGGCACCGAGGCGUUUGGUGACGAAUCCCUUCUUGAUGGCGAUAUGAAGAAGAACGGCAAAGUCACAGAGUACUUCAACCUCGAGAGGCCAAACGAUGUAGACGAAGAAACAAAGGUCGUUUCGGAAUUCAAAGGCCCCGUGGUGCCCAUCAAGGCAGAAAUCGAUGUUGACGAAGGCGACGGGGGGGUGGAAUGGCCGUACGAGCGUCUGUGCGAGUUCUUGAAGGUCGACUUGUUCGAUCCGGGCUGGGAGACACGGCACGGUGCUGCCAUGGGCUUGCGGGAGAUUAUCCGGGUCCACGGUGUCGGUGCUGGUCGAGAGAAGGGCAGGACUCGCGUCGAAAACGACGAGGCCAACCGCAAAUGGCUAGACGACCUUGCCUGCCGACUCUGUUGCGUCUUGAUGCUCGACCGGUUCACUGAUUUCAGCUCGGACACAUCGGUUGCACCGAUCCGUGAGACUGUUGGCCAGACGCUCGGUGCGGUGCUCUUCCAUGUGCCGGCAGAGUCGGUGCACUCCAUCUAUCGCAUUCUCUUGCGCCUGGUCAUGCAGGAAGACCUGCAGCUCGACCGCCACGUCUGGGCUGUAUGCCACGGCGGCAUGGUCGGUCUGCGCUACGUCGUGGCCGUGCGCAAAGACCUGCUUCUCCAGCACAGCAGCAUGAUCGAUGGCGUUGUCAGUGCUGUGAUGAAGGGCCUUGCGGACAACGACGACGAUGUCCGGUCUGUCAGCGCUGCGACGUUGAUCCCAAUGGCAAAGGAAUUUGUCACUAUGCGGCCGUCUGCCCUGGAUGGCCUCAUCAACAUCGUGUGGGAGAGCCUAUCGAGUCUGGGCGACGAUCUGAGCGCGUCAACUGGCAAGAUCAUGGACCUACUCGCCAUCCUGUGCAGCUUCCCACAGGUGCUGGAUGCCAUGAAGACUUCGGCGGAGAAGGACGAGGAGCGGUCCUUCACGCUGCUCGUGCCGCGGCUGUAUCCUUUCCUGCGCCACACCAUCACAUCCGUCCGGCUUGCGGUGCUCAAGGCGCUCAUGACAUUUGUUCACAUCGACAACGAGACCUCCCAGGGUUGGCUCAACGGCCGGAUCCUACGGCUCGUGUUUCAAAACAUCAUUGUGGAACGAGACAGAGAGACGCUGUCAGCAUCGCUCGAUCUCUGGUCUUCCCUCGUCCGGUGUCUGGCGAAAGCGGAUGCGGCAGCGCUGGCUCUCGAGUUCCAUCCGCAUGUGGAUGCCAUGAUGCAGCUGACGCUUCACCCUAUCGGCGUGUCGCGAAACCCGAUGCCGAUGAAGCCAGGGCUGUUCCUGAAGCCGUCAGGCGGCGUGUAUGCAACGCCCAGCAGCUGGACCCCGAGCUCGGCCCGCAAGGCGUCGCCUCCAGAUAGCGUCGAACGAUCGGUCAAGCGACGACGGAAAUCUACGCGGGUCGACGACACGCCGGUCACGACGAGCUCCCACGACGUUGACGGUGCGAUGAUGCAGGGUGAUGUCGACGUGGUUGGCAUUGAAACGAUGGUGCGGUCGCGCAUAUCGGCAGCGAAGGCGAUGGGACUGCUGAUGUCCUUGGUGCCAACGGCGGAGCUGGAAAUGUACGACGCCAGCAUCCUGCCAGGGCUCACAUCUGCACACUCGACGACGCAGCUGGCAGCGUGCACGGUGGUGGAAGAGUACGCAAAGGGCUGUGGGGAGGCAGCGGAGAGCAAGCGGUUUGUGGAGCCGCUGCAGAAGAUUGUGGAGACGGAGCGGCCGUCGCACUACAGCGAUCUGGUCAGCUUCAUCCAGCGGGUGCGCUCGCAGUGCUCGCAGCUCAUCCACAUGUUCCGGGACCACGGCAAGGUAUCGGAGGCGCGGGUGCCCCGUCUGGCGCCGCUCUGUCAAGGCGAACCGGCGGCCGGUCCGGAGGCGUUCUCGGUCACGCAUGCGGAGAAAGUUGUGAAGGAGGACUUUGAGAAGCUGAAGCGUAUCAUGGCACCUGGACAGCGGCUCAUAGCCAGUCAGCACCUGUCGGAGGCGCGGGACUCUGCGAUAGAGGCCAUCAAGGAGGCCAAGACGGCCAAAGAGAGCCGGGACAUUCGAAUUCGGGCGGCGGCAGCGUGCGGCCUCGUGGCGAUGAAGAUUCUUCCGAAGAAGCCGAGCCCGCUGAUCAAGGCGAUUAUGGACAGCGUCAAGACAGAGGAGAACCAGGACCUUCAAAACCGGUCAGCAGCGACAAUCGCGCGGCUCGUGCAGCUGUUCACGGAGACAGGCCGCCGCGGACCAGCCGACAAGGUGGUCUCGAACCUGGUUAAGUUCUCGUGUGUCGAGGUGGCUGAGACGCCCGAAUUUCCGGUGCAUGCGGCCAAGCUCACUGUGAUCCUCUCGAUGCACAAAGAGGAGGACCGUGUGGACCACGCGGACGCGGUGAAGUGGGCCAGGGAAGCCAAGGCGGCCCGUGUGACGCGGCGUGGUGCCAAGGAAGCACUGGAGAGGCUGUCGCAGAACUUUGGGCCGUCUGUGCUGGAAAAGGUGCCGAGCCUGCGGACGUUUAUGGAAGAGCCGCUGCGACGGGCGUUUUUGGACACUCUGCCAGAUGAAGCACGUGACCCGGAGCAGACAUUUGGGCAGGAGAUUGUGGAUGCAAUGUCAGUGAUGCGGAUGCUGACGCCGACAUUCGACGAGGCUGUGCGGCCGUUUGUGCUGGAGAUGGUGCCGCUGGUGAUCAAAGCACUGCACUCGGAGCUGUCGGUGUUCCGGUACAUGGCCGCGAAGUGUCUGGCGACGAUCUGCAGCGUGAUCACGGUGGAGGGCAUGACGGCGCUGGUGCAGCAGGUUUUGCCGUCAAUUAACAACCCGGUCGACCUGCACUACCGACAAGGGGCGAUCGAGGUGAUCUACCACCUGAUUGCGGUGAUGGGCGACCGGAUCUUGCCGUACGUGAUCUUCCUGAUCGUGCCGGUACUGGGACGGAUGAGCGACUCGGACAACGAGGUGCGGCUGAUUGCGACGACAUCGUUUGCGACAUUGGUCAAGCUGGUGCCGCUGGAGGCAGGGAUUCCGGAUCCGCCGGGGCUGUCGCCGGAGCUGCUGGCGGGCCGCGACCGCGAGCGGACGUUCAUCCAGCAGCUGCUGGACCCGAAGAAGAUCGAGCCGUUCCACAUUCCGGUGGGCAUCAAGGCCGAACUGCGGUCGUACCAGCAGGAAGGCGUCAACUGGCUGCAUUUCCUCAACAAGUUCCACCUGCACGGGAUUCUGUGUGACGACAUGGGCCUUGGCAAGACGCUGCAGACAAUCUGUAUCGUGGCGAGUGACCACCACCAGCGGGCGGAGGAGUUUGCGAAAUCGGGAGCGGUCGAGGUGCGGCGCAUGCCAUCACUGGUGGUGUGCCCACCGACGCUGUCGGGUCACUGGGCGCAGGAGAUCAAGGCGUACGCGCCGUUUCUCAGCGUGGCGGCCUAUGUCGGGUCUCCGGUGGAGCGAAAGGGGCUGCGAGGCGGGCUGGGCGAGACGGACAUCGUGAUCACGUCGUACGACGUGUGCCGCAACGAUGUGGAGGUGUUGGAGGCGCACAAGUGGAACUACGUGGUGCUGGACGAGGGCCAUUUGAUCAAGAACCCGCGGACGAAGAUCAGCAUGGCGGUCAAGAAGCUGCAGAGCAACCACCGGCUAAUCCUGACGGGCACGCCGAUCCAGAACAACGUGCUGGAGCUGUGGUCGCUGUUCGACUUCCUGAUGCCGGGCUUCCUGGGAGCAGAGAAGGUGUUCAUGGACCGGUUUGCCAAGCCGAUCGCGGCCAGCCGGUUCGGCAAGGCUUCGUCCAAAGAGCAGGAAGCAGGGGCACUGGCAAUCGAAGCGCUGCACAAGCAGGUGCUACCGUUCCUGCUGCGGCGGCUCAAGGAAGAGGUGCUGGAGGACCUGCCGCCGAAGAUCCUGCAGAAUUACUACUGCGACCUGAGCGAGCUGCAGAAGAAGCUGUUUGACGACUUCUCGCGACGCGAGUCCAAGAAGAUUGCCGAAGAGGCCGGGCGGGACGACAAGGAGGCCAAGCAACACAUCUUCCAGGCGCUGCAGUACAUGCGCAAGCUGUGCAACUCGCCGGCGCUGGUGAUGCGGCCAGGACACCGGAUGUACGACGAGACGCAGCGACUGCUGGAGCGACAGGGCAGCAGCAUCGAGGACCCGAACCACGCGCCGAAGCUGACGGCCCUGCGCGAUCUGCUGGUGGACUGCGGCAUUGGGGUGGAGGGCGACGGAGACGGCAGUGACCCGCUGUACCAGCCGAUCAAGCCGCACCGAGCGCUGAUCUUCUGCCAGAUGAAGGAGAUGCUAGACAUGGUGCAGAACACGGUGCUAAAGAGCAUGUUGCCGUCGGUGUCGUAUCUGCGGCUGGACGGGUCGGUGGAGGCGAACCGGCGGCAGGACAUUGUCAACCGAUUCAACAAGGACCCCUCGUACGACGUGCUGCUGCUGACGACAAACGUGGGCGGACUGGGGCUGAAUCUGACGGGUGCCGACACGGUCAUCUUUGUGGAGCACGACUGGAAUCCACAGCGAGAUCUGCAGGCGAUGGACCGGGCGCAUCGCAUUGGGCAGAAGAAGGUGGUGAACGUAUACCGGCUGAUCACGCGCGGGACGCUGGAGGAGAAGAUUCUCAGUCUGCAGCGCUUCAAGAUCGACGUGGCCUCGACGGUGGUGAACCAGCAGAAUGCCGGCCUGGCGACGAUGGACACGAACGAGAUCCUCGACCUGUUCAACCUGGACGACUCGGGGCCGAAUCUGCUGACAGACAAGGGUAGUGGUGCGGGUGGUGGAGACGGGGGCGGCGUGCGGGAAGAAGACAUGGUCGACAUCGAGACGGGCGACGUGCGCCAGCCGGGAAAGAAGGCUGCCUGGUUGGAGGAGCUGGAUGAGCUCUGGGACAACCGGCAGUACGAAGAGAGCUUUGACCUGGACGGGUUCCUGCAGACGAUGCAUUAG